Messenger RNA from Trypanosoma grayi, 351 nucleotides. RefSeq lists its product as hypothetical. The coding region runs from base 1 to 351 and encodes 116 amino acids. The record is from RefSeq and is a predicted model, not a curated record. The transcript has a single exon. NCBI's taxonomy places the organism in Eukaryota, Euglenozoa, Kinetoplastea, Trypanosomatida, Trypanosomatidae.
AUGAUGUGGCACCGUACUGGCUUCUUCAAUGAUAGGCCGGCCGAUGUGUCGUUUGAAAACGGCGAUGUGGCGGUUUCGCAAGUUGUCGGGGAUAAAUGGCCGCAGGACUCCUUGCUUUUUGGUGUGUCUCUGUGUGUGUGUGUGCGCUGUCACUACAAGUACUCGAGUGUGCGCGGGACGUUGCGUUUGGAGCCGCACAGACGGCGUGUGUUGCCACAAUGCGCUGCUUAUUUUUUAGCUUUUCAACGAUGCCGCGACUGUCUGAAUUCUUUUUGUUGCGCUCGCAGUGUCACGCCGGUCGACAGGGGCUUUUUUUUUUGUUUGGUGGGGGUGGGAAGCGUGCUUGUCUGA